CAUAUAAUUUUGAAAAAAAUUAUAAGACAAAAUAAUGAAACAAUAUGAAAAUGUUAAAUUCAUUGACAGAAUUGAUCAAAGUACUAAGUCAAUUGUAGACGAACAAUCCAAAGCCCAAUUUAUUAUGGUUAUAAUUCAGUCUCAUUCAAUAUUCGACCGACUUUCAUCCAUGGAAGUUUCUAAAAAUUUUAAGGAUAAUAAAAUCAUAUUUCAUUUUAUUUCUUUUUAAAGAAGUCAAUUGUUUUAGAAAUUCAAAAAUGUGUUCAUGAAUUUUAGAUAUUUUUUUAAAACUACUUAAAUAAAUGAAAAAGUCAAACUUGAAAUAUCCAUAAUUUGACUAAUAAUACUUUUCUAUAUAGUGCCGUAAAAAUUAAACGAUAGUUUCGUAGUCAAGACUUCAAGACAAAAAAUUAAAUAGCUUAUUUUUUAUAUUUCUCUUAAACUUUAUAUAUAUGUAAACAUAAAAAUAAACGUAUAUGUUAAUUUACAUUUUAUAUAAAAUUAAAAUAACUCUUUAUCAUAAUGUUAAUCAACGCGGGUAUCUUAAAUAAUAAAAUUCAUUUAAAUAAAAGUAAUUUAAUUGAAAAAUUUAUUGUUAAUUUUAGACAUUGUAUAAUUAGUUUUCCCAUCACAAACACACACCCGCAUACUCAAUCAGCAAACUCUAUAAAACGGUAUAAAGACUAGUGUUUCAUUAUUAAUGCAUUACAGGGGUGUAUUUUGCUUUAUUAUCCGAGGGUAAAUUCGCGAAUCUCCGUCGACACGUGCGCGAGCGUGGGCGCGUGCGAGCGCGACGCCGCGUCGGACCGGUGAUUCCUUCUCUCGGGCCGGCGCUUGGACGCGCCUUCAGUCGCGUUCCGCGCGUCGUACGAGCGAGUGUGUCUUUACUCGCAUUCUCCUCGCAGGAUCACUUUUAUCCUUUAUCUAUCCGUUUGUCCGAAUGAUACGUGACGAAAUGCAAGUUUGAGAUCAAAGAGACAAAAAAAAGGGAAAAAAAAGCGAAAUAAACGUAUGAAACAAACUGCGUGAUUGUUAGCAAAAUUUCCUCGAAACAGCAUUGAAAACUAUUGAUUUUCAGAAACAAAAAAAAAAAAACGUCGAUGCUCGUAUCCGUCGAUCAAGAUCGUUGGAGAGAGCGAUUUGAUACCGCCGAUAAUUCGCUUCGUGUACAUGUGCUGCGAAACAGAUCGAGAUCGACAGACAGUGUUUUUGCGUUUAGUGGAGAAACAGGUCUUUCUCAGGUACGGUUCACAUCUCUCCCACGGACAUAGCUGCGAUGACUUUCUCAUGACUCGCAUUGAGACGUAUCGCAAAUAAAGUUCGGGCUCCCUUGGACGGCCAUUGGAGAUAUCUUUCAUGGAGAAAGAAACGAACUGUUCUCUUUCAGAACUUAAGAACUCGAUACCAGUGAGUGCAAUCGUAAACAAGUGAUGUUUAAUUUCGUGCUGGCCGUGUGGCCAUAACUCUCUUCAAAAACUGGCAUGUGCAUUAUGUGCAGCGAUGGUAUUCGCGCGGAACACACGCGUAUUUCUUCGAGUUUCCAGCAUAUUCGGACUGAGUCGUUCAAUUAUCCCUUUAAAUAUUCCUAGCGCAACGAGUGAAUCGUGGAGGAUCAGAAACGGGACGUCGCGGAACUUCCUGUGUUCUCCCAAGUGCCCAGGAUAAUUAACGGAGGUCCACCUCAAAUCAUCGCGGGUGCGUCGUCUCAGAAACGAGGCCGGUCAACAUUUAACCGACGACAUGACCCUUUCACGGGAAGCACACGGUGCAAAAACCUGAGCGGCGAUCGUGCGGAUAUUGUCGAUCGGAACAAUCAUGUUCGGGGACGCAAACGAAGUGCGGAUCGACGAUUGGAAUCUGACGGUCGGUUUCGAUCUGGAGCGCGUCGGAGAAUUGGGGAACGUUACCGACGAGCUCUAUCCCUUGCCGGAUUACAUCAAUGUUACAUCGCUGCCUGACGUCAAUACGACGGAGCAGAUUGAUUCAUUUUACUUCUACGAAACGGAACAAUUUGCGGUACUAUGGCUACUGUUUGCAGUGAUAGUCGCCGGUAAUACCGCAGUCCUGGCCGGACUUCUGCUGGGAAAACGCAGAAAAUCUCGAAUGAAUUUCUUCAUUAUGCAACUGGCAUUUGCCGAUCUACUGGUCGGUCUAAUAUCCGUGCUAACGGACAUAAUCUGGAAAACCUCUAUUGUGUGGUACGCAGGCAACAUAGCUUGCAAACUGAUAAGAUUUAUGCAGGCGGUAGUAACCUACAGUUCGACCUACGUCCUAGUGGCUCUAUCAAUUGACAGAUAUGACGCCAUUACCCGACCGAUGAACUUCUCCGGCAGCUGGUGGAGAGCUCGAGUUUUAGUAAUUACAGCUUGGGCACUAUCAGCGUUGUUCAGUAUGCCGAUCAUAUUUCUAUACGAAGAGAGACGAGUACAGGGUACGAUGCAGUGCUGGAUCGAUUUGAGUCCGACCCAGUGGAAGAUCUACAUGAGCCUAGUGAGUUUUAGCCUUUUUAUAGCGCCCACCAUGAUAAUAGCAGGUUGCUAUACGGUCAUUGUGGUUACGAUAUGGUCACAAGGAUCAGCGCUACGUCAGGGACCUACCAGAGAUACUCGGAGGGCGUCUUCGAGGGGUCUUAUUCCCAGGGCGAAAAUCAAGACCGUAAAAAUGACCUUCGUCAUAGUAUUCGUAUUUAUCCUCUGCUGGAGUCCAUACAUAGUCUUCGACCUCCUUCAAGUAUACGGACACGUACCAAAGACUCAGACGAAUAUCGCGGUAGCUACCUUCAUACAAAGUUUGUCAUCGCUCAAUUCUGCUGCUAAUCCAAUCAUCUAUUGCCUCUUCAGUACUCCUUUCUGCAAAACAGUACGGAACAUGCAGGCAAUCUCCUGGAUUUCGAGAUGGUGCCCGACGAAUUCGCAUCACUGCUUCGGUACCGGAGCGACGAAUAGCAGUACGAGGACGACCGUGACGACAUCCUUAACGGCUCAUUCCUCCCGCAGAAGCGGACACUUUACUAUGUUGAAUUCUACGUCACGAAAACGCGUUAUGGUUUCUUUGGUUUAAAGAUGUGAUUUUCCAAAAAAGACGAUUGCACAGAUUUUGUUUGUAAAUUGAUAUUCUAGACUGAUAUCCGGAGCGGACUUGAUAGUUAAUUUGCUUGUACUAGCAAUUAAAUCAAUUAUUAUAGGGAGUAAAAUCAUUUUCUUGUACGAAUAAUUCAGAAAGAUCAACAAUUUGAUUUUUAAAAAGUUUUAUUUGAAAAUAUAUACCAAAUACAUCCAGUUUUAUUUGAAAAUACUGAUCAAAUAUAUCCAAGCCAGAUUUGUAAUAAAUUUUCAAAAAGAAGAAUUGAAUAACAAGCGAUUUCUCAAAAGCUUUCUUACCAUUGAAGUUUCCGCUUUUGUGAUAUUUGCUUUAACGUAUCGCUUUUAUGCAUAUCUUUUCCACAAAGACCAAUUUUCAAGGAUUGCAGAAAUUUAUGUAAGUAGUACUUUCAAUAAUGACGACUAUCAAUUUGACAACAUAACAAUUACUUUAAUUUAGAAAUAAAAUUAAUUUAGAAAUAAGAUUAGUAAUCCGGUGUAAUAAUUGACAGUCUCCAAUUAAACAUAAUAAUUUUAUAUUUCUUUACAUAAAAUAUAUCGGUUAUUACAAACGAAUGAUCUCAUACUACAUAAUAAUGUUACAUAACACGAUAAUUUUAUUUCGUUUAUUAUAGCGAAAAUAAAAGACUUGAAAACAUUUGUGUCACAAUUCUAUUAUAAAGCUCUCCAAUUUGAUUAAAAGCUGUCAAAUUUAGUUAACUAA
This is a messenger RNA of Monomorium pharaonis (pharaoh ant), 3804 nucleotides long. It is a transcript of the gene CCAP-R, whose product is annotated as cardioacceleratory peptide receptor. Gene Ontology annotation, cellular component: membrane. The coding region runs from base 1816 to 3060 and encodes 414 amino acids. Lineage: Eukaryota; Metazoa; Arthropoda; Insecta; Hymenoptera; Formicidae. The transcript has 8 exons. Gene Ontology annotation, molecular function: vasopressin receptor activity. The record is from RefSeq and is a predicted model, not a curated record. Gene Ontology annotation, biological process: G protein-coupled receptor signaling pathway.